CUUAUGCAAAUGUUGAUCAUAGAUGUAACACUUCCUUGAGUACAGGUGCGAUGCCCCACCCCUUCACCCCGCCCCGUCAUGUGAUUUAACAAAUAACAUAAAUAUCUUGUAACUUGUAUUUAGUUGCAAUAUGGUUUUUCUUACAUGUGAAAAAUUGAGUAAACUUUUAACAUGAAUGAAUGAAGAAAUGAGAGAAAAAAUAUCGGAUUUCAUUUGGAUAUGGAUAUUUAUUCUUCAACCCAUUGUUGAAGGAGGAAUAUGUUGGCAGUCAAUAUCUAAAACGGGUAAUUGUAGAAAGAUGUUAAUGAUCAACGUUACUAAGGAACAGUGCUGUUCUUUGCAAACAGAACCUAGUGUUGGGUGGUCGCCUCAAUCAAAUCCCUCCUCAGGUCUAAUCUUUUUCUGGGAGUAUCUAUCAUCAAAAGGUGCACCAGUAUGUAGGAAAUGUCAUAACAGCUGUAAAGACGUUAUAUGUCCAAAAGAUAAGAAGUGUCGUAUGAAAAAUGGAAUUCCAAAAUGUGUAUGCAAACCAAAAUGCAGUAGUAUUGAGAGAAGCAAAGGACCCGUAUGUGGGACUGAUAUGACAAAAUACAAGAGUCGUUGUCACCUUUUAAGAUACAACUGUCGGUAUAAUACAGAUAUAAAAAUUGAUUAUUAUGGAAAGUGCAAAGAUUCAUGUCAAUUCGUCAAAUGUCCGGGAGGACGUUUUUGUGUUGAAGAUCAGAAUGGUCUGCCUCACUGUAUCGUUUGCAGCACAGAUUGUUCAUUAGCACACAAAGAACCCGUAUGUGGUAAUAACCUACAGACAUAUGAAAGCGCGUGUCAUCUACGGGCAGAAUUCUGUAGAACUGGAAAUCCAUUACAAAUAGCAUAUCCAGGUCCAUGCAAAGUAAAUGCAACAUGUCCUUCUAUUCGAUGUCCAUAUUUCAUGGAGUGCCUGGUCAACCCAGUAACGAAACAACCUAUAUGUACAAACUGUAGACCUCAGUGUUCACCUUUAUCCGUAGUACCCGUAUGUGGUACGGACGGAAUAUCAUACAAAAAUUACUGUACCAUGAGGAAAAAGUCCUGUGAAAUGAGAGUACUUAUACAAACAAAAUACAGUGGCCGUUGUCAUAAGAAACGGCACGGCUGUAAAGGUUGUAAAAGACAUUUAAAACGACUUUUACGAAGACGACGAAAACAAAGAAGAAAGAAAGGUCAUCACAAAAAACACAAAAAAGUUUCACACUUUAAACAAUUUAAAUCAAAAAUCUAUGGAGGUUAUACCAUAUUUCCUAAUAUGAUGGUCACAACAGAGAAAUAUAAACUUGACAGCUACAAGGAAUUUGGAUGAAACAUGCUUAUUUAUUAGAACAAAUGGCAUAUUUCGUAUAAGAAUGAAUGCGGGUGCGAAUCCUAGUCUGUGAUACAUAUCUAUGUUCAAUAUGAAUCGCUAUUUAUAAAAUCGAGUUUCAGUUUGGUGUCCGUCAAGAAAUUAGUGUUGUACAUUUUUAUAGAAUAUGGUUGUGAAUGCGAUGUUCCGAGUUACAAACGAUUCAGACAAUUAGACCGACCCUGAAACACUGAGCUUAAGAUUUGAGAAUCUGUGAUCGUUAUUAUGUUUCAGUACGUUCGUUAGAAGUAAUUGUGAUCUUUAUGAUUUGUCAAUACGUUCUUUGAGGUAACUGUGAUCGUUAUGAUUUGUCACUACGUUCUUUGAAGUAACUGUGAUCGUUAUGAUUUGUCACUACGUUCUUUGAAGUAACUGUGAUCUUUAUGAUUUGUCACUAUGUUCUUUGAAGUAACUGUGAUCGUUAUGAUUUGUCACUACGUUCUUUGAAGUAACUGUGAUCGUUAUGAUAUAUCACUACGUUCUUUGAAGUAACUGUGAUCGUUAUGAUUUGUCACUACGUUCUUUGAAGUAACUGUGAUCGUUAUGAUUUGUCACAACGUUCUUUGAAGUAACUGUGAUCGUUAUGAUUUGUCACUACGUUCUUUGAAGAAAUAGUGAUUGUUGUCAUGUGUCAACACGUUUUUUUUUGGGAAACUGUGAUUGUUGUCAUGUGUCGGUACGUUCUUUUGAGAAACUGUGAUCGUUGUUAUGUGUCUUUAUGUUCCUUAUUUAUUCCAUUUACAUUGAGAUUAAGUCUCCUUUUCAAUUAAAGAACAAAAAUACCAAA
Mytilus californianus (California mussel) is the source of this 2162-nucleotide messenger RNA. Its product is annotated as follistatin-like. The record is from RefSeq and is a predicted model, not a curated record. Gene Ontology annotation, molecular function: collagen binding; extracellular matrix binding; calcium ion binding. The coding region runs from base 176 to 1336 and encodes 386 amino acids. Lineage: Eukaryota; Metazoa; Mollusca; Bivalvia; Mytilida; Mytilidae. Gene Ontology annotation, biological process: anatomical structure development. The transcript is spliced from 7 exons.